Messenger RNA from Marmota monax (woodchuck), 10138 nucleotides. It is a transcript of the gene Lrp6, whose product is annotated as LDL receptor related protein 6. The coding region runs from base 228 to 5069 and encodes 1613 amino acids. NCBI's taxonomy places the organism in Eukaryota, Metazoa, Chordata, Mammalia, Rodentia, Sciuridae. The record is from RefSeq and is a predicted model, not a curated record. The transcript has 23 exons. Gene Ontology annotation, molecular function: Wnt-protein binding; Wnt receptor activity. Gene Ontology annotation, biological process: Wnt signaling pathway involved in somitogenesis; chemical synaptic transmission; canonical Wnt signaling pathway.
GGCGGCGGGAUGGGAGCAGACGCUGGCGUCGCGCGAGCCCGGGGCAGAGCGGCGCGGUAGAGAGGGCGGCGGCGGCGCGCGCGGAGCCUUGACGUGCCCCUUUCUUUCUUCUCUCUCUGGAAAGCAUGAGCGUGCAGACCUGCCGCUGCGGCGGCCGCCCGGGCUCCUCGCCUCCCCCUCUUCUGGCCGCCCCUCGCCGGUAAGAGUAGAGAACGCGAGAAGGGAAGAUGGGGGCUGUCCUGAGGAGCCUCCUGGCCUGCAGUUUCUGUGUGCUCCUGAGAGCGGCCCCUUUGUUGCUUUAUGCAAACAGACGGGACUUGCGAUUGGUUGAUGCUACAAAUGGCAAAGAGAAUGCUACAAUUGUAGUUGGAGGUUUGGAGGAUGCAGCUGCGGUGGACUUUGUGUUUGGUCAUGGCUUGAUCUACUGGAGUGAUGUCAGCGAAGAAGCCAUUAAACGAACAGAAUUUAAUAAAACUGAGAGUGUACAGAAUGUUGUUGUUUCUGGAUUAUUGUCCCCUGAUGGGCUGGCAUGUGAUUGGCUUGGAGAAAAAUUAUACUGGACAGAUUCUGAAACUAAUCGGAUUGAAGUUUCUAAUUUAGAUGGAUCUUUACGAAAAGUUUUAUUUUGGCAAGAGUUGGAUCAACCCAGAGCUAUUGCCUUAGAUCCUUCAAGUGGGUUCAUGUACUGGACAGACUGGGGAGAAGUGCCAAAGAUAGAACGUGCUGGAAUGGAUGGCUCAAAUCGUUUCAUUAUUAUAAACACUGAAAUUUACUGGCCAAAUGGACUGACUUUGGAUUAUGAGGAACGGAAGCUUUAUUGGGCAGAUGCAAAACUUAAUUUCAUCCACAAAUCAGAUCUGGAUGGAACAAAUAGACAGGCAGUGGUUAAAGGUUCUCUUCCACAUCCUUUUGCCUUGACGUUAUUUGAGGACACAUUGUACUGGACUGACUGGAACACACAUUCCAUUUUGGCUUGCAACAAGUAUACUGGCGAGGGUCUUCGUGAAAUCCAUUCUAACAUCUUCUCUCCCAUGGAUAUACAUGCCUUCAGCCAGCAGAGGCAGCCAAAUGCUACAAAUCCAUGUGGAAUUGAUAAUGGUGGUUGUUCCCAUUUGUGUUUGAUGUCUCCAGUCAAGCCUUUUUAUCAGUGUGCUUGCCCUACUGGGGUGAAACUCCUGGAGAAUGGAAAAACCUGCAAAGAUGGUGCUACUGAAUUAUUACUUUUAGCCCGCAGGACAGAUUUGAGACGUAUUUCUUUGGAUACACCAGAUUUUACAGACAUUGUUCUGCAGUUAGAAGACAUCCGUCAUGCUAUUGCCAUAGAUUAUGAUCCUGUGGAAGGCUAUAUUUACUGGACUGAUGAUGAAGUGAGAGCUAUACGCCGCUCCUUCAUAGAUGGAUCUAGCAGUCAGUUUGUGGUUACUGCUCAAAUUGCCCACCCUGAUGGUAUUGCUGUCGACUGGGUUGCACGAAAUCUUUACUGGACUGAUACUGGUACUGAUCGGAUAGAAGUGACACGGCUCAAUGGAACCAUGAGGAAAAUCUUGAUUUCAGAGGACUUAGAAGAACCCCGGGCUAUUGUAUUAGAUCCUAUGGUUGGGUACAUGUAUUGGACUGACUGGGGAGAAAUCCCGAAAAUUGAGCGAGCAGCUCUGGAUGGUUCUGAUCGAGUAGUGAUGGUUAAUACUUCUCUUGGUUGGCCAAAUGGUUUAGCCUUGGAUUAUGAUGAAAGCAAAAUAUACUGGGGAGAUGCCAAAACAGACAAAAUUGAGGUUAUGAAUACUGAUGGCACUGGAAGACGAGUACUAGUGGAAGACAAAAUUCCUCACAUAUUUGGUUUUACUUUGUUGGGUGACUAUGUUUACUGGACUGACUGGCAGAGGCGAAGCAUUGAAAGAGUACACAAGCGAAGUGCAGAGAGGGAAAUCAUCAUAGAUCAGUUGCCUGACCUCAUGGGACUAAAGGCCACAAAUGUUCAUCGAAUCAUUGGUUCUAAUCCCUGUGCUGAGGAAAAUGGGGGAUGUAGCCAUCUUUGCCUCUAUAGACCUCAGGGCCUUCGCUGUGCCUGUCCCAUUGGCUUUGAACUCAUCAGUGACAUGAAGACCUGCAUUGUCCCAGAGGCUUUUCUUUUGUUUUCACGGAGAGCAGAUAUCAGACGAAUUUCUUUGGAAACAAACAAUAAUAAUGUGGCCAUUCCACUCACUGGUGUCAAAGAAGCUUCUGCUUUGGAUUUUGAUGUAACAGACAACCGAAUUUACUGGACUGAUAUAUCACUCAAGACCAUCAGCAGAGCCUUUAUGAAUGGCAGUGCACUGGAACAUGUGGUAGAGUUUGGUUUAGAUUAUCCAGAAGGCAUGGCAGUGGACUGGCUUGGGAAGAACUUAUACUGGGCAGACACGGGAACAAAUCGAAUUGAAGUGUCAAAGCUGGAUGGGCAACACCGUCAAGUUUUGGUGUGGAAAGACUUAGAUAGCCCCAGAGCUUUAGCAUUGGACCCUGCCGAAGGAUUUAUGUAUUGGACUGAAUGGGGUGGAAAACCUAAGAUUGAUAGAGCUGCUAUGGAUGGAAGUGAACGUACUACAUUAGUUCCAAAUGUGGGGCGGGCAAAUGGCCUAACUAUUGAUUAUGCUAAAAGGAGGCUUUAUUGGACAGACCUGGAUACCAACUUAAUAGAAUCUUCCAAUAUGCUUGGACUCAACCGUGAAGUUAUAGCAGAUGACUUGCCUCAUCCUUUUGGCUUAACUCAGUACCAAGAUUACAUCUACUGGACGGACUGGAGCCGACGCAGCAUUGAACGUGCCAACAAAACCAGUGGCCAAAACCGCACCAUCAUUCAGGGCCAUUUGGAUUAUGUGAUGGACAUCCUCGUCUUUCACUCUUCUCGGCAGGCAGGGUGGAAUGAGUGUGCUUCCAGCAAUGGGCACUGCUCCCACCUCUGCUUAGCUGUGCCGGUUGGAGGUUUUGUUUGUGGAUGCCCUGCCCACUACUCCUUGAAUGCUGAUAAUAGAACUUGUAGUGCCCCUACCACCUUCCUGCUCUUCAGUCAAAAGAGUGCUAUCAAUCGCAUGGUGAUUGAUGAACAACAGAGUCCUGACAUCAUCCUUCCCAUCCACAGCCUUCGAAAUGUCCGGGCCAUUGACUAUGACCCCCUGGACAAGCAGCUAUAUUGGAUUGACUCACGACAAAACAUGAUCCGAAAGGCUCAAGAAGAUGGAAGCCAGGGCUUUACUGUCAUUGUGAGCUCAGUUCCGAAUCAGAACCUAGAAAUACAGCCCUAUGACCUCAGCAUUGAUAUUUAUAGCCGGUACAUAUAUUGGACUUGUGAGGCUACCAAUGUCAUUAAUGUGACCAGAUUAGAUGGAAGAUCAAUUGGAGUGGUGCUGAAAGGCGAGCAAGACAGACCUCGAGCCAUUGUGGUAAACCCAGAGAAAGGGUAUAUGUACUUCACCAAUCUUCAGGAAAGAUCUCCUAAAAUUGAACGGGCUGCUUUGGAUGGAACGGAACGAGAGGUCCUCUUUUUCAGUGGCUUAAGUAAACCAGUUGCCUUAGCUCUUGAUAGCAGGUUGGGCAAGCUCUUUUGGGCUGACUCAGAUCUCCGGCGAAUUGAAAGCAGUGAUCUGUCAGGUGCCAACAGGAUAGUGUUAGAAGACUCCAAUAUCUUGCAGCCUGUGGGACUAACUGUGUUUGAAAACUGGCUCUAUUGGAUUGAUAAGCAGCAGCAAAUGAUUGAAAAAAUUGACAUGACAGGUCGAGAGGGCAGAACCAAAGUCCAGGCUCGAAUUGCUCAGCUUAGUGACAUUCAUGCAGUAAAGGAGCUGAACCUUCAGGAAUACAGACAGCAUCCUUGUGCCCAGGAUAAUGGUGGCUGUUCCCAUAUUUGUCUUGUAAAAGGAGAUGGCACUACAAGGUGCUCUUGCCCCAUGCACUUGGUUCUGCUUCAAGAUGAGCUGUCUUGUGGAGAACCCCCAACAUGUUCUCCUCAGCAGUUUACUUGUUUCACUGGGGAAAUUGACUGUAUCCCUGUGGCUUGGCGGUGUGAUGGGUUUACUGAAUGUGAAGACCACAGUGAUGAACUCAAUUGUCCUGUAUGCUCAGAGUCCCAGUUCCAAUGUGCCAGUGGGCAGUGUAUUGAUGGUGCCCUCCGAUGCAAUGGCGAUGCAAAUUGCCAGGAUAAAUCAGAUGAGAAGAAUUGUGAAGUGCUUUGUUUAAUUGAUCAGUUUCGCUGUGCCAAUGGUCAGUGCAUUGGAAAGCAUAAGAAAUGUGAUCAUAAUGUGGAUUGCAGUGAUAAAUCUGAUGAACUGGAUUGCUAUCCAACUGAAGAGCCAGCACCACAGGCCACUAACACAGUUGGUUCAGUUAUUGGAGUAAUUGUUACCAUUUUUGUGUCUGGAACAAUAUACUUUAUCUGCCAGAGGAUGUUGUGUCCACGUAUGAAGGGAGAUGGGGAAACUAUGACUAAUGACUAUGUGGUUCAUGGACCAGCUUCUGUGCCUCUUGGUUAUGUGCCACACCCAAGUUCUCUGUCAGGAUCUCUUCCAGGAAUGUCUCGAGGUAAAUCAAUGAUCAGCUCCCUCAGUAUCAUGGGGGGAAGUAGUGGACCUCCCUAUGAUCGAGCACAUGUCACAGGAGCAUCAUCAAGCAGUUCUUCAAGCACCAAAGGCACUUACUUCCCUGCAAUUUUGAACCCACCACCAUCCCCUGCCACAGAGCGAUCACAUUACACUAUGGAAUUUGGAUAUUCUUCAAACAGCCCUUCUACUCAUAGGUCAUACAGCUAUAGGCCAUAUAGCUACCGGCACUUUGCACCCCCCACUACACCCUGCAGCACAGAUGUUUGUGACAGUGACUAUGCUCCUAGCCGGAGAAUGACCUCAGUGGCAACAGCCAAGGGCUAUACCAGUGACUUGAACUAUGACUCAGAACCUGUGCCCCCACCUCCCACACCCCGAAGCCAGUACUUGUCAGCAGAGGAAAACUAUGAAAGCUGUCCACCUUCUCCGUACACAGAGAGGAGCUAUUCCCAUCACCUUUACCCACCACCACCCUCUCCCUGCACAGACUCCUCCUGAGGAGGGGCCCUCCUCCUCUGACUGCCUCCAACAUGAAACUGUAAAUACAUAUCUGGUUGAGAUCUGGAGGGGGGGAGGGAGCUAUUAGAGAAGGAUGAGGCAGACCAUGUAUAGUAAAAGUUAUAAAAUGGGGUAGGGAAUACUGGAGAUAUUUGUACAGAAGAAAAGAAUAUUUAUAUAUUUUCUUAAAAUAGCAGAUUUGCUGCUUGUGCCAUAAAAGUUUGUAUAAAAAAUAAAUUUGUACUAAAAGUUUUAUUUUUGCAAACUGAAUACACAAAGCAUGCCUUAAACCCAGUGAAGUGACUGAGUACAAAGGAAACAGGAAUAAUAAAGGCAUCACUGACCAGGAAUGUCUGGACUUUAUUGAUACCAAAAAAAUGAAAAAAAAAAUUUUUAGAAAGAAAUUAAGUCCAUCUCAGAGCAGCAAACCAUAGAUGCUUGGAAGUAGCCAAAUAGCCUUCAGGUUAACUAACAUUUGAGGGCCAAGAAGUUAAGAAAUCAUGAGACAAGGGGGAAAAAAAAAAGGAAUUAAAACUAACCAUGGACAAAGGGCUUUGUUUUCUCUUACGAAUCCAACCAUUUUAAUAAGGAAGAAAGAUACUUACAAGAAUCCAUUCUGGGUGGUGGUGCUGUAGGCAAGAUUGUUGGUCUGUGAGAUGUUGUGGGGCUGCAUAUGUGCACAUCUUCUGUCCCUACUUUAGAGCCCACACCUUUAUCAAAAUUAAAGUUUUCUCUAGAUGUUUUUCACCUUGCUGCCUCCCCCAGCAACUUAGGCCAUUUGCUAAGAGAACAUGGUUUAUUCAAGCUUUUUAUCUGAGGAAUCAAUUAAACGGUGUUUUCUAAACUAGGUUUUGACUUUAAUAUUUCCACUAGCUCCAUCCUGCAGUAGGCUUAGCUCUUCAAUUUGACUGCUGUUUUUGCAUAAAUGAUCAAAAGUUAGCCAUAUUAUUGGUCUUCUUUACAUCCAAGAUUGUUUUAAUGCUCAUUAAAAUGUCUUUUUACAACACAUAGACAGUGUUUAAAAAUUACAAAUCUAAUCAUAACAUUUUUGUUGUAAAUUAAUCAUAUAUCCUUGCAGUACUUUCAGCAUAUGACAAUAUGAAAAUCAUUUUUAUAUAUAUAUUUUUGAGUAAAGCAUUUAAAUAUGUUCUGGUUAUAAGCAAUAUUAAAAAUUUUUUGUUGUUGUUAGUUUAUCCCUAAUUAACUAUUUGUGACAUUUUCGUGUUCUUUAGACCAGUUUUUCUCAGAAUGCUGUCUACAUACAUACCUCUUCUAAUGUGUGACAUGAGUUUAAUAUCUUCCUGUUACCCACUGUGAAUAGUAGGUUAUUUUGAUUAUCCACAAAUAAUUCUUAUAAUCACCUCAUGUAUUUUUUUGUGUGUUCUCUUUUAUCUCGUUAUGAGUUGAGAUAACUUAACAAAUUUAACAAUGGGGUUAAAUUGAGCAGAUAAACUAUAAAUUUCUCAGCUGUCAGAAUUUGGGUGGAGGGGAAUGAUGGAAGUCUCUCACGUGCCCUGCCUGACCUGCUGUCAUGUGUGGUACUGGGGCUGCUACAUCUUCAGCUAUCAGGGCUGACCUGUGGAAUGAUUCUAGCACUGCUGUGCCACCUUACCAGAAAUUGGUUUCCUGCUUUUUACUUGUGUCUAGCACUUCUCUGCUAAAAUUAAAUGUGUUUUUAAACUAGUAUACUUUUAUCUUACAGGUGUUGGUUAGUUAGUCAUUGAGUGAUUUUAAAAUUCAAUCCUGAAGAGGCCCCUCUGGGUUUCAGGAGCCAAGAGAAAACAAUAAAAGAACAGAUUCACAAUUUUAGCAGAGGUGAAGUAAUUUUUUUAAGCAAUUAAAAAAAUACCUAUGUAAACAAUUUAAAGAGGGGAAAAAAUGUGGUUUCAGAAUAUUGCUCAGAUUGUUGGGGGCAGCUUGAUUUUACAUAUAAAUAAAUGGUAAUCCAUCAGUGUCUUGCAUUUCAGUCAGACAAGCAUUACUCUUCCUGUUGGUGGAACAAAGUGCUCCUAAUCUAAGACAAAAUGAACGUUGAACUUGUAUUCUGUGACACACAGGGGCACAAAUGAAGAUGGAAAGGUUAGCAGUAACUGGGUAUCAAUUAGAAUUUGAGAAUUCUAUAUGUUUACAUUUUUAAUGUGCAUCUUUAUCUGGUGGGCUUCCCAUGUGGAAACUUGCACUAUAAUGAACUAAGAAGAAUAUUGCCUUGUUGUAUCUCAGUCCAAAUGCUUGUACUGCGAUGGCAAUGGCCUCUUCUUGCAAAAUACUAAUUUGUGUGCCAAUUUGUUUGAAAUUAUUUGAAGGCAGUUCAGCUUAAUCUCAGUAUCCUCUUUCUGGGGUGGUUGAAAUGGAUUCUUAAUAUUUCUGAGAGUCCUUUUUGAUGAGAGUAUUAUCAAAUUUGGGGGUGAUUUGUUGGUUCUCAGUUUACAUGGACAGUUAUACUUAAGUAAACUACAUCUUAAUUGUUAAACACAGAGCUUUAAUUGGAAAAAGUGAGGAAAAAAAUUAACUUGAAACCACAAAUCAGAAAAAGAUUAAAAAAAAGGGGGGGGGAGUUCUAAAUUUGGUAUAUUGCUAGAUCCAUCAUUCAAGAGGAAAAAUGAAUAAAAUUUCAUUAGAGUCAUUAAAUAUACAAGUAUCCCUUUUGAACGUGUAUCUUAAAGUAUGCCUCCUUUUGAUUCAGUUAAAAUUAUCACACAGCAUAUCUUCUGUGCACUACACAUUGAAAUGGUCUUUUAUCACUAAAGUUCUGGACUUGGCUUCUUAAGGUCCUUCUUAACAGUGGCCCAAGGAGUUUUAUUGCUGAAAUUAGAGAAAGGCACAUUCACAGGAAAAAAAAAAAAAAAAAAAAACUCUGUUGUUGGAUAGAAUUUUGUCAGUAUUAAUUUUUCUUCAAGAAAUUUUAAUUGUAGUUUUGGCACUUGGUGGCUCUCUUUUAUAUGGUGUGUCACAAGAUAUCUGGUUAAACACAGAAUAUUAUACUGUUACUUUAAUUUUAAUAUAAGUACACUUUGUGAUGUACCACCAAGAGAUAGAUGAUCCUUGAAUAGGUUUAAAAAACGACUGUUCUAGGGCUGGGGUUGUGGCUCAGCGGUAGAGCGCUUGCCUAGCAUUCGAGAGGCCCUGGGUUCGGUCCUUAACACCACAUCAAAAUAAAUAAAAUAAAGGUAUUGUGUCUAACCAAAAAAUAAAUAUUAAAAAAAAACCAUCCUCUGUUCUAGAGGGACAAUAGUGUAUUAGAAAUAAAGACUUUAAAGUACAUUUUCAUCUAAAGUAAGCCAGUAAUUUGGGAGGAGGGAGCUUUGAGCAAUAGAAUUUAAGGUGGACAGGUCUUAUUUUAAAAUACUCUUAAGUCAAUAAUUUGUACAAGGGCAACUCAUUCCAUACUAAGUUGUAAGAAUAGCCAGUAUCUCUUAGGUAGCAGUGACCUUGGGGGAAAUAUCUUUUGUUUUGCUGUAAAGGCACAUUAAUGAAGACCAUUUCCAAGACCUUUUCAGGUAGUUAGUAGCUGUGGCUUACCUUACCUGUAAUGAGAUCCUUUUGUUUGUGUGCCCUGAUACCAAAGAUGAUUAAUAGACACUGGAGAGGUUUGCUGUAAGCAAGCUGCUUCUCUGCAGUUAGGUGGGUUGCUGCUGAUUCCCUAUGUAGACCUUGCUUAGAUUAAAUUCCUAUAAAUGUAGUUUUUAAAAUCUUUUUUGUUUCUUGGAGGGGAAACCUUACAAGAUUCUGAAACAACAAACUUGGACUUCUCACAUUCCCAAAUAGGCCAUUCUUUUAGUAAAUGUAAGAAAUCCAUAGUUUGAGGUAUGGAUAUGGGUGUGGAAGUAUCAGUUGACUGACAGGUAUUUCAGGAUUUACAAUUGACACUAUACACUAAAUGUAGACUAGGUCCUAAAGAAGUUUAUAAUCAAGUAUUGUUUAAAACUUACUAUGCAGAAUUCUUAAACUCAAUAAAUUUAAUUUUUAUUUGUUGUUCUUUUUCUUAUCCCAAGCCUAAAAUAGGCCAAGAGAAAUAACAGAUAAUUUUAGAAGUACUGGUAACGUGUGGUUAUUGGCUUCUGGUAUGGCACUGUAUCAUAUUAGUCUCAAAAUUUGGCUUUUGAAAUUCUCAGAGUUUUAGAGUAAAGAACUUUGGGCCUCAAGCAUAAAAUACAUGUUUUUAAUUUUUAAAAAAUUUAAGGUCUGAGCAUUUUGAAUCCAUAUUGUGAGGAUAUUUCUCCUUGACUUGAUUCCACAUGUUAUUAGAAUAAUCCUGUACCUGACUGGAGGGGAAGGUAGAUUCUUAGGUUCAUCUUAAUGACUUAGAAGCAAAUUAUUGACCCAACUCUUCACCCCCUUUAAAUCCAGGUAACUAUACUGUUUUCCUCACAAGGCAUUCUUAAUCUACAAACUAAGUGGUUGCUUGUACUCAAGAGUGAAAUAUGGACCUAACAUAAGCCAACUGUUAGACUUCCCACUGUCACUUAGACUUUGCCCAGAAGUUAACACCAAAGAAUAUAGAUAACAUGCUUUUGUUUAACUGUCCAUUUGGGUUAUUUUGUUUUUUAAUCAUAUAAGGUCAGGGGAUAUAGAUAUGUAUCAAUAUAUUAAUGCCUCAAUAUGGGUACUAAAAAGAAAUUAAAGCAAGUAUUGUUAGUUCUGCUAUUACAUGAAGUUAAUUAUCUGGGUUAGUGAGGGAAAUUUAAGAAGAGGAAAGAGGAUACCAUGAAGCUUAAACUGGACUAGCCUUACUUGCAAGUGAAGGAUCUGGUGCUGCUUUCAGAUGUUUAUCCUUUAUGUUUUAAAAUUUUUUCUUAAGCUUUAAUCUUUGUCAUUGUCUUAAAGUCAACUGGUGUUUCUAUGUUCAUCGACUUUGGUACGAUGGUGCUUUGCAAGGAUGUAUUUAUAUUAUAAUGGCCAACAUUUGGUCAGCCCUUGUCCACUUAUUCACUUCCCCCUUUUGUAAAAUAAGUGCUUUAAUUAUAAACUGUAUAAAACUACCUUGUAUAGAUUCCCUUUUUGAUUAUUUCAAUAAGCUGAAUUGUAACAAAUGAAAUGUUGAUUUUUAUAAUAAAACAGUGGAAAAAUAA